AUGAUACGAAGUUACCAGGUUCUGAGGAGCAAGGAAAGGAAGCUGCCUGUGUCAAACAUGCAGAUGCAGUACAAUAUUACGAGAGCAGAGGUCGAUGAUCUACUGCCGAUAGAUGAGGUGUCGUACAUCGAUUUCAAUUCAUCUCCUUCGAAUCCAUCAAAGAGGCCGAACGUCUGCAACGACUGUGUCUGUGGCGUGGGCCGGAAAACAAGGAUCGUCGGUGGGAACGUGACAAGCGUUUACGAAUAUCCCUGGAUUGUUAGCAUGAGUAAACAAGGCACAUUUUACUGUGCCGGCAGUUUAAUCACGCGGAAGCACGUACUCACAGCGGCUCACUGCAUGGAAGGAUUUGACCGAAGAAGCAUCAAACUCGUUUUGGUAGACAACGAUAGAACAAAAAUGGACAAAAAUGCCAUAAUUCGUCGAGUCAAGUCGGUCGUUAUUCACGAAGACUUUCACGCGUACACAUUUAACAACGAUAUCGCCAUCAUCGAAAUGGAUCGACCAGUGAAUGUGAACGGUGUCGUGCGAACUGCCUGUUUACCUGAAGACAAAGCCAUCGACUAUACUGGAGCUACUGCCACGGUAAUUGGUUGGGGUCGGACAGGGGAAAGUGAACCAGUGAGCAAUGAUUUGAGAAGAGUCAAUCUUCCAAUCUUAUCGCAAGAGGAAUGCGAUCAGGCAGGCUAUCAGAAAAAUCGCAUCACUGAAAAUAUGUUCUGUGCUGGGUAUCUGGAGGGUGAACUCGAUGCUUGCUUUGGUGACAGUGGUGGUCCUCUUCAUGUGAAAGGAACAUUUGGACAUUUGGAAGUAGUAGGUAUCAUCUCAUGGGGUCGCGGUUGCGCGAGGCCAAACUUACCAGGGAUCUACACAAAGUUGACAAAUUAUCUCGGAUGGAUGAAAGAUCAUCUGGAUGGCGAAUGUGUGUGUCCACCUCCUCGCCGAUAUUAA
Molecule: messenger RNA, 951 nt
Organism: Eufriesea mexicana
Lineage: Eukaryota; Metazoa; Arthropoda; Insecta; Hymenoptera; Apidae
Product: trypsin 3A1-like
Exons: 7
Coding region: 1-951 (316 amino acids)
Biological process (GO): proteolysis
Molecular function (GO): serine-type endopeptidase activity
Source: RefSeq, a predicted model, not a curated record